AUGAAUGAUAUCAUUCCAACAUCAAAUUCUGUCCUAAAUUGUUUACGUACGACGGAUUGUGAAUUUUGCUCUAUUUCACAACACUGUCAUAUAUAUAAUAGAUGCUGCUGUAAUGAAGAUCAACGGAAAACUGUUGAGUCCGAAUAUUUCGAUCCAUCAAUAUAUUAUAGUUGCAGCCUUGUUCAGAACAAAACAUAUUAUAUCUUUGAUCGCUGUCCAUCAAAUCACAGUGAUAUAAGUCAUGUGAACGGAUGUGAAUAUCCUACAAACAACGAUAGCCCGGACAAUAUGCCUGUGUUCGGUGAAACAAGUAAAAGACUCUACAGGAACCGAUAUUGUGCUCUGUGCCACUCGGAAAAAUAUAUAUUAUGGGAGAUAGUUUAUGACUGCAAUAAUACAGCAAAUAAAAACCCUGCCAAUAUAAUGAAUAUUAUUGAAAAUGGUAAAUGUCCCAAACGGAACGCUCCACCUGAUAAUUUAGAACCUUAUCUAGUCCCUUGCAUACCCAGUGUUACUAAAUGCUCGCUGCAUAUAUUAAAUAAAUCAUUAGGACAUCACUGUCAGCUUUCUAAAUAUACACAUAAUAUUACAGAGAUAAAGUGUACAUUGUCAAUGAAAUAUAUUAAACUCAACAUCAAAUGUUGCAAUAAUUCUUUGAGUUCUGCUAAACUACGGUCUUCGUUAACUAUCAUUUUUAAUUAUAAUGCCAAAUAUUUAAUCAUUAAAGAUGGUACUGGAACUAUAACGAAAUUGCCAUUUUGUCCAAAAUACACCAAUUACGAUAAAAACACAAUGCGUUGUCGCAAGAAUUUUUAUCACCCCAUCUUAAAUUGUACAGCGACCAGAUUGAAGGACUCUGAAUAUCAUAUCACUAGUGAUGGUCUUCUCUAUUUAAAUAUUACCCAACUUUGGCUCAAUCAAUCAGAAUUCAGUAUUGAUGAAGAUGGUUUAAGUAUCUGUGUAAAGAAUGAUAACAAUGGAAUAUCAAAAUAUUCCGAAAUUGAGAGCUAUAUCACAUUAGUAGGACUAGCAAUCUCUGUCCCAGCUCUAGCAAUCACUAUUAUAGUCUAUCUCUGUAUACCUGAUCUCCGUACCUUACCAGGUAAACUACUCAUUAGUCUUUUAUCAGCACUGUUUGUAGCUGAGCUUCUGUUUCUUAUCUCAUCACAAAUUACUACAUCUACAGUGCUGUGUAAAUCUUUAGCUGUUGUCAUGCAUUAUGCGUUUUUAGCGACUUUCUUCUGGACGAAUGUCAUGUCAUUUGAUGCCUGGAACACUUUCUCAAGGCUUACACAACUUCGGAGUUCAGAAAAUGAUACCAAGAAACUUGUAUUAUAUUCCUUAUAUGCUUGGGUCUGUCCACUGCUAAUAGUAACAGUGUCACUAAUAUUCGAGUACACACCUGGAAAUCAUGGACUUUCUCCAGAAUAUGGAAUUGGUAUUUGCUGGAUUACAAACGUGAACAGUUUGCUUUGGUUCUUGGCAAUCCCCGUUAUCAUUAUUUUAUGCAUUAAUAUUAUAGCGUACAGCUUCACUAUUAGAGAGUUGUACCUGACCAGCAAAUGUUCUUCAAAAUAUUUAUCAAAACGAAACAAAAAAGUGUUCUUUAUUUACGUAAAAUUAAGCUUCAUCAUGGGUUUAACAUGGAUGCUCGGAUUCCUUUAUACGUUUACGAAGAUUGACGAAUUUUCUCUACUAUUUUGCAUUUUAAACUCUUUUGUCGGUUUACUCAUUUCUUUGUCAUUUCUCUUAACAAAGAUCGUCUGCCGAACUUUUCAACGUAUGUCUCUUGAAAUACGAAAAUAUGUCGAUUUCUCAAACUCUGAUAUUUCAAUGAUUCCUAAAACAAUCUCGACAAAUAACCUACAUGAAACAUCACUACAAUAAUUGAUAUUUCUCCGGAAAUAUUCUAAACAACAUACAUUCUACCACAAUAUAUAACCUGUAGUAGGGCUGCAUUCUUUAAACUAUAUUGUAAAAGACUCUAACGUCGCACCACUUGCUGCAUUGUAUAUCACACUUCUUUACGUUUAUAAUGAGACAAUGAUAUGCAUAAACGUUAAGAUUUAUAAUAAAAUAAAAAUUGUGAUGACGUUACUCAUAGCCUUCAACGGGCUUUCAUAUUAGAAAUUCAAACAGUGUU
Octopus sinensis (East Asian common octopus) is the source of this 2143-nucleotide messenger RNA. RefSeq lists its product as uncharacterized. Lineage: Eukaryota; Metazoa; Mollusca; Cephalopoda; Octopoda; Octopodidae. The record is from RefSeq and is a predicted model, not a curated record. Gene Ontology annotation, biological process: G protein-coupled receptor signaling pathway; cell surface receptor signaling pathway. Bases 1 to 1887 code for a protein of 628 amino acids. Gene Ontology annotation, cellular component: membrane. The transcript has a single exon. Gene Ontology annotation, molecular function: G protein-coupled receptor activity.